Brassica rapa (field mustard) is the source of this 12764-nucleotide messenger RNA. Its product is annotated as period circadian protein. The record is from RefSeq and is a predicted model, not a curated record. NCBI's taxonomy places the organism in Eukaryota, Viridiplantae, Streptophyta, Magnoliopsida, Brassicales, Brassicaceae. Gene Ontology annotation, molecular function: electron transfer activity.
UAAAACUGCUUGCUCAUUAGGAGGUAAACAACAAAUAAUGCUGGUCUCGCGCGUGGGUAUACUUUCAGGGUUGGGGUGGGUUUUUGUAGUUUCCAAAUGUUUCGCCGAAUAGAGUUGUGCAUCUAUUAAAGGAAAAGCAGCCUUUACAAAUAAAAUUUGGCAACUUCGAGUAAAAGUCAAAAAAAUAUUCAUUUCUUACACAUAUCUUAAGCAUCGAAGAUUUUGGCACUGCAAAGUUAGAUCUUGAAGCCUUAACGUGGUGGGGACAUGGCAGAUCAUUGCUGCAAUUUUAAAUACUGUAUCCUUUUCAAUACUUUAAACAUUUAAGCAAAGAAAAAGGCAACAAAACUGCUUGCUCAUUAGGAGGUGAUUCAAGUGAGAGAUCAUGUUUGGCAGAGCCAGUUAUUUAUCCAGAUCUUAAGCUUCCAUAGGAUUUCAGCUUAUUCGACAGAAAAAAAGUCAACUCAAAUUACUUCUAAUGUUCUACUAGUAACUAUGGAGCAGGAAUGUUGGCACACAUAUAAAACAAUGUUACAUGAGGAGGAGAGAUGGGAAAUGCUAAACACUAUAACUUACUAAUUUUUUGAAUUGUCAUCAACAUACACAAAUUCAAUUAAGAUUAGACUCGGUAUCUAUAAAAGUAAAAAGGGAUGGUUGAUUAUGAGCACCACGUACAAUAUUGUAUGUCUUUGAAUUUCGAGUCCGAGGAUGUACGUAAUCUUAAAAAUCUAAAAGUUUUUCUUGAUCAAUUGUGUUUUUUCGUUGUAAGUUGCAAAAGCAGCCCAUUCCAAAAACAUUUUCGACACUUGAAAACAAUAUAUCGUAAACGUCACAUAAAAUUCUCAGAAAUGAAAAUUUAAUAAUAUAUUAAUGAUAUUAUAAGCGAAUGUCCUUGUUCUAACCCAAAUAGUAAAAGAUCACACUAGAAAGGAGGUACGCAUUAGAGAGAGUGUCACUUUCACUAAUUGAAAAAUAGUUGUAGACUUCAAAUUUGAAUGCAUAAACUUCCAGUUUAAAUUUCAGGGCAAGUUGUUAGUCUGCGUCACCUUACACAUACAAAUACAAAAAGUAAUACUAGUAUUAUAUAGUAAAAUAAUUUCAUUUAGUAGAGCUUUACAUAUACUAGGUGUUAACUUGUGGGGAAGACUUGAAAGUAUAUAUUGGUGGCUGUGAAGUAAGUUUACUUUAUGGCACGUGAAAUAUUUGCUUUGUGUUUGUUUGGAACGGCUUAGAGAUGCAUUGUUUUUGGUAGGUUGACCUGUCCAAAACCCCUUACUAAUCGUGCUCCGUGUAUGGACAUUAUCACAACCAAAAAUGAACUAAUCGUGCUUUGUAUAUGAAUAUUAUCACAACAAAACUGUACAUAGUGGGUGAAAAGUUGAAGAAUUAUAAUUGAAAGGACCAAGAAGACUAUGGCACGUCCAAGACUACAACGACGUGUUCAAAAUCCAAGUCAGCCAAGGGCAAAGCAGAAAAAUCUACACCUGCCUCCAAAGGCAAGGAAAGCGAUGCGGAGUAAGAAUCUGAAGAGACACCCAAGGAACCAGAACCAGUUACAAAGGGAAAAUCAGUUGGUUCAGGCAAGUCAGAAAGUCCAGUAAGAAAAGGAAGCGAUGAGUCUGGGCCUCAAGAAAGGCUUUCCAUCUUUUCUCCUUUGUAAUGUGAUUUAAUUAAGGAAAGCUAAGGUCAGCUCAGCGACAGGUGGUAUGCAGUGGCCGUGUCUAGGCAUUAGAAAUGUAGUAGGAUUGUUUUAAAGACAAGAAGCAUAGUAGAUAAGUUCACUUUCAAACUAUUUGCUGUAAAUCUUUCUAAACCGUUAUUCAAAGCUUUUUUUUUUUUUGUAAUUUGUAAAUGCUUUUAUUACAUUAGAUUAAAAAAAGCCAUACAUAAUAUUAGAAUCAAACAUGAAAAGGGUAAAUGACAAAAAACAAAACCUCAAUCAAUCAAUCAAUCAAUCUCAAACUUCUGAUCCUUGCUAAGCUGCCGAUGUGUCUUUGUUUUCUUUUGUGUUGACGGCCAAAACAUCAUCCUUGAGGUAAAGUAUGGACAAAUUUCUUUGGUCGGGGGGGGGGGGGGGGGGGGAUUUUCGAUAUCAUCCCAGCAAGUUGGACAUGAAGGCUUGUGCCGCAGCCACGGGAGAAUACAAUUUCUAUGAAAACUGUGGUCGCAACAACGCAACUUCAUGAUGAUGGUCCCCGGCUGGCCAAACUCUUGUAGACAGAUUGGACAGUAUGGUUCUGUUGGUAUUCUUCGACCUUGAGCGUUGUAAUCAUUCAAGUCAAAAAAGUUGUUGAACGAUCUUUAUUUGACAGCUUCAACUUGUGCUUCAACCAAAAAACCAGUUUUUUUUCUCAUGGCGUCUUGGAAGAUUUUGGGAAGGAUGAACAGUUGAAUCCAUCUGUCUAUGGCUGUCUUAGACAAGAUUUUAGACACCUAUCCACUGCAAAUUUCUUCUCCAGCAAGAAAACAAGGUGGUAUCUCAAAUUCGACUACAGCUGAUGAAGCUAGGGUUCUUUGUUUUACAAGAUUUUCACGGCCAUCAAUACUACUCCGCACAAUAGUCCGUUCAACUUCUCGGAUCCUUAUAGAGAAGGAUCGUGAAAUCUGGGAAUCAAUGGCAUGAGUCUUGGAGUCGUAGUUUAGAAUCCUUGUUGUUGAGACGUUUCCGGACAUCUUCUUGUUGAAUCCUUUACCAAUAAAACUCAAUAUGCUUCUUUUCUUGUGUUAUCUAGUGAUUGAUUUGUUUGAUAUUUAUAGAGAAGCAAAGUUAGAAAAAAAGAGGAAAAGACGGUUGCUCGUAAGCUACUACGUGUCGACUCCACGACUACCAAUCAUCAGCUGUGAAACGACACCGUAUAAAGCGCGAGUGAAACAGUAAAAAGGAAAAAAGGAAAAUCCCCUUUUUACAAAAGGAAAAGGAAAAGGAAAAACACUUUUACGGUGGUGGACCCCAAAACUCUAGACAUCAUCUUGUUGUGUCGAUGAGUCUCUCCACGCAGGAGCUUUGUAGAAGUGAGAAGUUGCACUUGUGUCUUCAACUGAGUCAGGAAUCAUGGAGAUCUCUAAGACUCAAAGUCAGGAACUAACAAACAAAUUGGAGGAUUUUCAAGUUCCCGUGGGAUUAUGAUGAAUGCAGGUAGACCAGACCCAUUGCCAAAUCUUCAGCUACUUUCAUACAUGAUAAGAAACCUGAAAAUGCAAGGGCACAAUUGCUAUAUGAAGUAAAUCUUCUACAAUUUCAAAUUGUGCUAGUUUCUGUUGAACUUGGUGCUCGUCAGCGCCUGAUCCACGAGUCCAACCUGAUCGACAUUGAUCUGGCCCAAAGUUGGCCCAUCGAUCCUUGCCCGAACAUUCUGAGAUUGACGCUCAAAGAGCCAUCAUCUCGAGGGGGCGUAUAAGACACAAAGUAUCCCACAUCGGUAGUUGGAAGAGAUCCUAAGUAAUAUAUAAGAUAGAUGGACCACUCCACUUAUCACCAAUUGAUUUUAGGUUGGAAGCCUAUCUAACUUAACAUGGUAUCAGAGCGGUCUUGUUAAACCAACAGAUCCUCACAAAAAUUUUCUUUUCUUCGCUUAUGAUGGAUAUUUCAUCUUCUUUAAACAUCAUUCAGCCCACCCUUAACAUUGAUCCGCGACACCCUAUUACGGCGGUCAAUGAUACCAUUCAAAUUACCCUAAUGAGUGAUUUAUACUCUCUCAAAUAAGAGGUCGAGUUGUAGCACUUAGGGAUCGAAUUCACAGGGAGCUAGGGAACCUAGGAAAUUAAUAUGAUUUGUUAAACAAGAUUGAUUUAGAAUUUUUAAAUAUAAAUUGCAGUUUUUAUAUUGAACAAGUAUUUGUUCAAUAGCUGGUUUGAGAUUUUGGUGUUUAAAAAGGAAAUAGUUAGACUUAGGGUUUUUAUUCAAGAAACUUGAGAUUAUAAUCCUACAGAUGCGUAAUGAGUUGCAUGCAUGAUAAUGUAAAGCUCAACUACUUAGUCUACAAGUCCAUCAGCGUUCACAAUGUUUGGACUUGUCUAUUAACUAGAUCUAUUAAUCUCAACUGUCGUAUUUUGAUCAAUAGAAAAUAUCGAAACAAAACUUGCUUCUACACUCACAAAACCAUCUCUUUAUUACUUGUCGUGGAAAAAAUCCGCCUUUGUAUGCUUAAAUAAUUUCUGCGAUGUAUUUAUUUAUUCAAUAAAAAAGGUUCAAGGAGUGGCUAUUGUUACAUACAGCAAUAUUGGGCCGGUUUGUUGUAUGAGAAUGUUGUCAGCAUAAUGCAGACGAGAGAUACGUAUAUAGUGUGAAUCUUGGAUUUAAAUUGGUUGCAUGUUUUGUUACAUUUAUGCUUUCUCCACUUAGUGCUUAUGCAGUUUGUUGCAAUUUUUGGUGUGAGAAUGUCACUAGCUUUGAGGAGAAUGACUUCCAGGUAGUCUUCUCUAUUACUUUAUUUGCAUCAACCACCACUUAUAGGGCUCAAAUAAUGCAUUUGAGAUCUUGCUUAGGGUGAUAAGAUUGGGACUCUGUUUCGAACCGCUUCUUAUAUGUAUAUUGAUUUAAUUAUAUGCAUCUAUUAAGAAUGAAAUGAUUAUUCACUUCUGGUUCCUGUCUCAACUAUUCUGCUCUUGUAAAAAUCUACUUUUAUGCUAUAUAGUUAUUGAAUUGCCUUCUGAAUCUCUGUUGUUAUUUUAACCUGCAGGUACUGCAAAAGGGCAUUCCAUGAGCAACUUACAUGACCAAUAAGCUGAUUUCAGCUACAGGUCUCCAGCUCUAAGGGUUAUGAUCAGAAACCUGAAAGUGCAAGGGCACUGUUGCUGGAUGAAAUUGUAUUAUAAUGACCAUAGUACAGCGAACCAGGUAAAAGUCUUCUAGGAGAACCUCCAACGGUAGAGCUGGCUCUGUGACUAGCUCAUGAACAUAUUCUGUCUUCCCGUCAACUUCUCUGUGCGACCUUUCCAAUGAAACGCCAUAUAUACGGCUAGGCAACUCUGUCAUUGACCACUAGAACCAUAUAAACAAGCGCACAUUUUUCUGUAGAAGUCUUUCAGUAUCAUUUGGAAUGAAACUCCUCUUCCCACAGCUGUUUCUAAGUAACAUCCUUGGUGAAACCUGUAUAAUCUUUAUCUUAUAUAUAUGUAGGCUCCAUACCCUGAGCAAUAAAUCUUCUUUAACGCCAUGUCCUGAGAACCUCAAAUCCUGAAUAGUUAUCCAAAGAAGAAAUCUCACUUGUACAUGAUUACAUGGCUACAAACUCGUCCACAUAAGAUAUGCUUUACGAGCUGAAUAGAUUGAGAUGAGCCACUUUGAUAAAUUUCUUGGGCUUUCAACUUAAAACUAAUUGGCGGUAAGUAGAGUGGCUCAUGACCUUUAUAUAUUACUUAAGUUCUAUUCAUAUUUUUUGAUGUGAGAUCUUCUCUCCAACACUCUCCCUCGAAAUGAUGGUGCGUAUAACCAUUAAUCUUGCAGAAUCCAUCAUAUUCCCUCCGAGACAAUGCUUUAUUAGGCUUCCAAUUUAAAACCAAUUGACAAUUAGUGGAUUGACCCAAGUUCCUUAUAUAUUAUUCAUGUCACAUUUAUAUUUCCAAUGUGAGAUCUUUAUCUCCAACACCUUCCCUCGAGAUAAUGGUAGUAUAACCAUUAUUCUCGACAAUCCAUCAUACCCCCUCUGAGAUAAUUCUCUUUUCUAGCAAUCUUGGCGGAACUGAGCCUUCUAUGGACCAUCAGCUAAUAGGAUGAUCGGACCACUUUCCGGACUGGAUAAGUGGGUUAGGGUGUAGGCCCACUCUGAUAGCAUGAUCAAUUUUUUGGGCUUCCAACUUAAAACCAAUUGACGGUAAGUGGAGUGACAUAGGUCCCUUAUAUAUUACUUAAGUCUCAUUCAUAUUUUUGAUGUGGAAUAUUCUUUCCAACACACUUUGCAUACAGCUUGGAAAAAUAUUUAGAAAUCUGCUCUACAAAUAGUUUCAGCUCCGCUGUUCCUCCCAGCUCAACCAACUUUUAAUUUUCUUUUUUCUUGGAUUUCUAUUCCAUAGACUUGCAGUACCAUAAGCUUAUUAUACCCAAGGAGCAAAGAAGAGUCUGACUACGUUCUUGGUAGUAACAAGGAACAAACUUGAGAUCCCCUAACACUGACAACUUUAAGGUCAGAUGACAAUUCAUCAGCAGCAUCUAGUGAUUCGUUGUGGCAUGUCUAAGGUUAGGUUCCAAGGACAUGUACCAGAUUCUUUUGUGUGUGUGUGCUUUCUGCAUUGGGAGAAAUCGUUUCUUUUUCUGGAAUUGAAUCAGGUUUGCUUACCCAACUCUCAACGGUUCUGUAACUAACUUGACCAGAUUGAAAGUAGUCAUUUGGGCCAUUGAGAAUAAGUUGUCCUGUAAUAUUCUGUGGCUACUCAUAAUUACACUCUCUCUAUGCCUUGAAAGUAUCUGAUAUCUGCACACAAAAAAGAAAGCACUUGUAGAUCUGUUAGAUGGCGCUGGUUUUCAUAUAGUUUUUUUUAGCACAAUUUUGGGCGUUUAAAAGAAAUUACUUUCUAAAUAUUUUAGAUGGCCUUGAAGAAUGACAUCUAUUUCAUUUUUUAAAUGAAAUCGGGACCAUUUCAUUAUUUUUUUUGUAAAUGAAGCUCACGUUCUUUCUUGUACCGGUAUGGAGUACACUAGGGGCUUACAUUAUAUGCAUAUCAUCAUUGGAAAAUCAAGGUUGGGAUAUUUCUGAAGAAUGGGAACAAAAACGUAUCUUAUUUGCAAAUCUGGAGAGAACAUCUGAACAUGGUUUCUUCCUUCCUUUUAUCAGUUAUCAAAGACGAAAUACUUUUUUAUCAACAAAGAACCGUAGCUUCACCGGACAAACUAAGUCAUUAGUCAUAACCAUGUAAUUUUCCAUACAAUUAAAAUAAAAUGCUCUUUAUAAAAGAAGACAGAAAAGAAAUUAAGGAAUGCAUAGAGAAUAUAGUUCUGUACCAAGAAAUAACAAUGAGAAAUAGCUUAAAAUUGUUUUGUUUAUCUUCCAAUGUAGGCAUACUUUCACGUCUAUGGCUCUAUAUUUUAUUGGUUUGAAGUGAAGUAUUAUCACUUUAAGUAUUUUAUAUACAAAACCUAGUGAUAGUAUAGCUGAUUUCUAUAUAGAUUUGAACGCUGUCAAAUUUCAAGAUUCAAAGAUAAGAUCAGAACAUAUGUGUAACUAAUUUGAGCUUCUUCUGAACAUAUGAAUACAAAUCAUGAAGAUUGAGCUUAAUUUUUUUUUCAUUUUACAAAAUUUGGUUAAUACGAUUUGUUAAUGAUAUUUCUAUAAUAUUAUUCAAGAAGUCAGUUUCAUACGUAACACCUUUAUUUUAAUUUUGACAAUGUUUACUACAUUGAUAGUUUGAUGAGUUGAAAAUAUCAUAAAUAUUCAAUUAUUAAGUUUGAUUUUUACUUUAUAAUUUGAUCAAGUUGGACAUGUCGGCUUGCGGCCCAAACAAGUGAAAAUACAAUCCCUAUGAAAACAAUGGUCGCAAUAACGCAACUCGGCGAUGAUGUCGCUUCUACUCUGACCAAACUCUUGUUGACAGAUUGGAAAAUUUGGGUUUGUUAGUAUUCUUCGACCUUCAGAGUCGUAAUCAUUCAAGUCAACAAAUUCAUUGAAAUAUGUUUCUUUGACCGCUUCAACUUGAACUUCAACCAAGAAACCACAACUUUUUUUGCCUAGUUCAUUGGCUUGCAUGUUUUGCCUAGUUCAAUGCCGUUUUUACAUAUUUUAGGAAAAAUAAUCACAUGAAUUCAGCUCUUUAUGGUUGUCUUAUAAAAGUCAUUAUGCACAUAACGACUGCAAAUUUCUUCUUCAAAAAGAAGAAACGGAAUCUCAAAUGCGAUUGCAGUUGAUGAAGAUAUGAUUUUUUGUGCUAUCACAUUUUCAUGAUGACUUCCAUUAAGCCGCAAAAUAUCUUGUUUAAAUUGUCAAAUCCGUAUGGAGAAUUAUCAUGAAAUUUGAGACUAAACGACGGUGUGCAUCUUCGAGUCAUAGUUUAUGGUCUGUGUCGUUGAGAUUCCCUCGGCUAUAUCGUUAUUACCAAAGCUUUGAUAAGUGCAGUUCAUUUUUCUUUUUGUAUUUUUCGGAUCAAAGAUCUUUUUUUUGUCACAACUCGGAUCAAAGAUCUAUUGUUUAAUAUUUAUAGAUAAGAAAAAGUUUAGAAAAAAAGGAAAUACAAUUAGUUUCCAUAAAAAAAAGAAAUAAAAUUAGAAAAAGAAAGAAACAUGAUGUUUUUGUCUUAAAAAAAGGAAAGGUUAACAAAAAAAAAAAAGAGGAAGGUUUCAUUCACACCCAAAGGCACAACCGGUUAAAUUUAAAAUUAGAGCUGAACCGAAAAAAAAAACAAAAAAAAAUAGCGAUGCCAGAAAGGCACGAACCUCCCGUCCUCCCCUGCUCAAAGUCCUUGGCUUUCGCCGCCGCACAGGUUUCCGUCUCGAUCCGCCGGAAAGUGUCCUAGUCUCGCCGUCGACUGCAACGAGUUCUGUUCCAGUCGUCAACCAUCUGUGGCAAGUUUUCCUAGUCUCGCCAUCGACUGCGACAAGUUGUGUCUGAGCGUUCUGUUUCAGUCGCCCACCAUCUGUUCGAUUGAAUGCCUGAACGGUUUUGCAUCUGAUGAUUCUGUGACUUUUACCUCCACGAUUUCUUGGCUUCGCUUUUAUCCAGACUCUUUAUGAAGAAGCUGAUUCUGGGGAUGUUGUGAGUUUUCUGACUUGGUAAACGUUGAGCACGAACAUGCCUAUGAUCAUAGCAGCUAUGAUUAUUGCAAUGGUGCUUGGCUUUAGCUUGCUUGUUUCCGUCUGGUUUGGUGGAGCCGAGUUUCUGAGCUUGACUGUUGUUGGAGGGUUUGAAAGAGUACAAGGCAUUGAACAAAGGGUCUUCAAUGGCUUCCCUCAUAGCUUUGGAUUACCACUCGGCCUUCUGGUUGUGAUUGUAGGGGAUAUCGACUGUAGCGUUUGAUGGAAGAGAGCCGCUCAGAAGAUAUCAAGAAAGAUACAAGAACCUGUACUGCUUCGUAAAGGUUUUCUUUGCCAAGGAAACGACCAUUAGCUGAGAGAUUCAGGAGCUGUGGAGACUAAUGGCACUGUUGAUAGUACUCUCUAGUCCAAAUCACCAGAGAGAUUGUUGCCUCCAAUGGAGAUGAUCCCGAAGCUCAGUGGGUUUUGAAGACCCGUUGAAGAAUUUUUUUGACAGAUCCAAAAUCCUUAGAUGUGGAAUCGAGACACAACCCCAAGAAGGUGUUUGUUGGACUUGGGCAGUACCAAUCUUGUGACUCUUAACAUGUCUUGUGUGUGUGUUGGGCUUCCCAAGCUCUAGACACAAAUCAUUAUAGUUCCAGUUGCGUACAACAUAGAGAGAGGGUCCCUGAAGGAUAGAGUAAGUAUUUGAAAGAUAGCAGAAGAACACCAUCAGUGCUGAGGGCUUGGAGUUUUCUGGAGGCUAGAAGAAGGCGAAAUCGAAACAAUGAGAAAAGGUUGCUUCGGCUGGAAGUCAUAGUCUCUCGCGUUAACAAAUACAUGUACACAUUUGUGGUAACCCCUUAAUGCUUAACACCAAGAAGCUCUAGAUUUUCUAUCUCAAAGUACCAUUUAUUAUCGUUUAUACAAAUUAAUAUAUUGAUGAGAGAAGAAAAUCAAGCGAUGUGUUUUAGUCACUAUGUCUCUCCUCUUCUUGUCGAUGUCGUGUGAUAUCAUCAUGGGAAAACAUGUUGCUGUUUAUCCAUUGGCUCAUUUGGUGGUUACCAAAUUUUAGAUCAGAUCUUUGAUGCAGGCCAUUAACUAAUCCAAGUCGGCAAUAUUACUUGCGUAAGUUAGCAAAAAAAAAAAAAAAAAAAUUACUUGCGUAUAAAAGAAGGCACAAGACAUCCAAAGGACCUAACCUAAUUUCGGUUCACGACAGGGGGCCGUAAUGGCACGAGAGCUACACGGAGCCUUCCAAGAGUGGAUAGAGCAAGAGAACAACAAAAGAGAAAAAGAUAAUCUCUAUAGCAAGUGGGAGUUCGAGUCUUUGUCUUUGUUAUAGUUUCUCUUUAAGCCUUGUACCUGAAACACAAAGAAAGCGCUGGUUUAGAACGUUGUAUAAACCUUUGAUAAGAAAGUGGAUGUUUGUUGGAGAAGGUUCCCACACGAGUUGUACCCUUGCGGAGGGGAAUUCCUUAAAUUAAUCUUGGUAUGUCAGAGUUACUUUAAGUUUGUGUUUAAACUGUGUUUAAUGUGUGAAUCGAAGUUAAGAUCCUUACAAGUCGAUUUUCUUCGUAAUCGGUGAGUCUUUUUUAUCUCCAUAAUUGUCGAGUGUGAUCUUCAAGCAAACAAAACUUGGCGAUUCUGCGUUGUCGGCGUGUUUCUGUUCUUGUUGGGCGCUACAGUUUAAUCCUUCCAAAAGAACUCUUGCGCGUUCUAUGUAACAAGAAAAGGAAUCGUAAAACCGCCAUGGCCCCAUGGAGAAGAUUGGCAAAAACGGUUAAGACCGCAUUGAACUUAUAUUAAAAUCGAUCAAAUUGAACCAAAAUAAUUUUCUUUUGCAACAAUCUUUUAAGUAUAUACAAAAAGAAACAGUAUACCUCUCAUUGGGUUAGGAUGGGCUUAUUCGAAACGACACAGUUGCCAGUUAAGAAGCAGACAGCAUGGACAGGUUAGGACUAAAGUACAAGAAUGUUGUAAGAAGAAAAAAAAGGAAGAAGGGAUAAGCAAAACGACGCCGUUCCGCACCUCACCGUCUCUCUCGUUUCUCCGUCAUCAGGAUAGCCUGCGCAUGGUGCGAGCCGUAACCGUAACCGUAACCGUAACCUCCGCGACGGCGUCCUCGGAGCCGGCAAAUCAAAACCCUGGAGCCGCGUGGCAUCACGAAGACUCGUCCGGUGUCCCCGGAGAUGAAGGACAUAGUGGGCGAGUCGGUGAUACCUCGCACACAAGCUCUCAAGCGCAUUUGGGCCUACAUCAAGGAACACGAUCUUCAAGAUCCACAAGACAAGAAGGUUAUAAUCUGCGAUGAGAAGCUAAAGAAGAUAUUUGAAGGCAAAGACCGUGAUGGGUUCUUGGAGAUUGCAAAGCUUAUCGGUCCUCACUUUCUCUGAAUGAAUUUACCUGAGAGAAAGACACAAUUGCUGACCCUAUGACCGUAUGUUUUGGUGAGCUUAUGAAAGAUCAGAAUAUAUAUAUAUAUAUAUAUGUUAGUAUAAGUAGAGUUUAAGAAGUUUUAUGCAACCAAGUAGUAGUUUAAAGCGGGAUAAUCUUUUCUUGGGUUUAUAUGUGUCUCCUUUGCCUCCCAUUGCAGUUAAAAUAUGUGCUUUAGUUUGUCUUAGGACUUGAAGAAACUCUUUUAAUGCAUCUGUUCUUCAUCUUAUUCACUUUUUGUCUUUCACAUUAUACUGUCAAAAAAAAAAAAAAAACAAAAAAGGCUAUCCUAGGGAAUUUAUAAAAUAUUUUCAUGAUUCGAUUUUCAAGAUCACAUCUGCUAUGAAGAUAAUAAAAAGGGAAAAGGGAAAAUCCUUUUCAUGAUUAAUUUUGGAGAUAAGAUAAUCAAAUUUUAUAUUUCCUUUCUUCUACUGGGAACCGACUCUCAGUAGCUAUAGGGCAGGCUCAUCAUAGUCUCUCUAUAAAUAGAGAACCUCUCAACUAUCUAUAGCUUACAAAAGCAAACAACGAGAAAGAAACACAGCGUCAAGGAGAAAUCAAAUAUAUUCUUAAUCAAAGAAGAAGAAGCUAUGGGUCUCUCUAAGGCACGCAAGCUACUCUUAGUCCUCGUCAUCACUUCUUACGUCUUUUCCGGGACUGCUCAUGCAUGGAGCUGGAGCUGGGGAUCUGGACAAUCCGGUUCGAGCUGGGGAUGGGGUUGGGGCUCCGACAAUAAUUCUGGCUUAGGUUCAGGUGGUUCAAACUCGAACUCAGGUGGUGGUUCAAGCUGGGGUUGGGGAUGGAGCUCGAACGGAACAGACACAAACUGGGGUUGGGGAAGCAGCUCUGGCUCAAACCACUCAAGCGGCACUGGCUCUACACACAACAAUCACAGCUCGGGCUCAAACCAGACACGCGGUAGUAGUAUUGGCUCUUCACACAAAAACCACACGGCUCAAGUAUCACCUAGAAGAAAGAUUGAGGUUAGUGUGUGGAAGAACGGAUUCGACUACCAAGAAUGGGCUUCAAAGCAUGCACCCUUCCACAGCAACGAUGUCCUUUCUUUCAAGUACAACGGUAAAAGUCAAUCCAAGACGAAGAAGCACAAUAACAAGAACGAUGUCUACUUGCUCCCGGACUUGAAGAGCUACAAGAGAUGCGAUGUGAGCAGAGGCAAGAAGCUAGUCGCGAGAGGAGGCUCAUCAUCAGGGUUUAAGUUGCUUCUCCGCAAGACUCAUCAGACUUACUUCUUCGCUAGUGGAGACCACAACGGCUGCAACCACAACAUGAAGUUCUCUAUCUCCCCGAUUCCUCGUUCUUCUUCACACACUAAACCCGAAUUCCACAUGCUUUCCCUUACGUUAAACUUCUACUUUGUUUCGUUGUUAGAUUCUGUUUAUUUUCCUUUUUCUUUUGUUUCUUGUGCCUCAAGUCAACGAUGGACUGGGUACUCCAAUUUCAUAGUUUUUAUCAAACUCAUUGACUAAAAUUUCAGGAACAAUUUAUUGGAAUUUUUUCCGAUCGAUAGAUAAAAUAGCCAAAUCACUUUCUAUGAGAAAACUGAGCAAAAUAAUAUUUUAAAUGGUUUAGGUUUUAAAUAUCUUCAAAUCUUAUAAGAUUUGUAAGAGAUGUGAGAUAAACAAAAAAACUUUGUCAAUACAAAAUCAAA